This is a messenger RNA of Populus nigra (black poplar), 4168 nucleotides long. Its product is annotated as WEB family protein At5g55860. The record is from RefSeq and is a predicted model, not a curated record. The transcript is spliced from 2 exons. Lineage: Eukaryota; Viridiplantae; Streptophyta; Magnoliopsida; Malpighiales; Salicaceae. Bases 1953 to 3911 code for a protein of 652 amino acids.
AACUAUGGAUUUUUUGAGAAGUUUCUUUGUUGGCAACUGAGCUCCUAUUUAUGGUUGUGGAUGACUCAUCUUCAUUUGGCUAUAUAUGUCACUCCUUUGCAUAAUUUCAACGUCAAAAUUUAUAUUAUGAAAUUGUUCCAUCGUUGAUUACAUUUAUUUUUACUGUUUGAGAAAAUAAACAUGGUACGCAUGGGAAAUGAUGGUUUGCUUCUGUUGGUGAUUCAUUAUCUUCUGCCUUUUAUCUUCUAGGCCUUUCAUUGACAAUCUUGUUUCAUGCAUCUCUGUAUGUUUGUUGAAGGCUUCAGAGGAGAUUGAAGUUCCCUUAUAGGAGAGUACAUUUAUAUGGUGGAAAUUCAAGUCAUAACUAACUGUUGUUCUAUCCUUUUCUUAUACUUAUCUCAAUUUUGAAAGCUUACAGUUGGUCAAAAGUUGAAGCUGUUUUCUGUGGAGUUUUCGUAGGAUUGUGAAGGCUAUGAUUUAAAUUACAUCCCUUUUGUACAAUUUACUUGGGGAAGAACAAGGGAGGCUCUCUUGUAUGUACUUUUUAGGCUUCAGUUAGGUUUUGACUACUGUUAUGGUAAGGCCUGUUAUCUUCUGGAGUAUUGUCAUGCCAGAGCAAGUGCACAAGAAGUUUGCAAAAUUUAAAGAGCUUGUAAAACCCAUUUCUGGUGCUAGAUGAAAUAGGUGCAUUGUCUAUAGAAACUUGGUACCCUGCAACUUGUAUAACAACACUGGUUUGUGUAGCAAAGUUGCUACUGAGAAUGCAGUAAAUUGCAAUUCCAUGCUUUAUCUGGUUUUUAUUUUCCCUUGUUUAAUGUCAAGUAGCCUUCUUGGACAAGAAUUUGGAUCACUUUUGUUGAAGGUGAAUGGCUCCAGGCUCUAAGUCCUUGUGCCUAUCUAUGUGUUUGUCACUAGGGGAUGCUAGAGUGUUAAUAUAAAACCAUUCUUGGGGUCUCACCUAACAACUUAAGCUUUUAGGAUGAAUGGUUUUUAAACAUGGCAUCGGAGCUUUAAUGACCAAAUGGUCAUGAUUUCUAAUCCUACCAUCCCCUAUUUUCCUUUAGUUAAAAUUACAAUUUCAGCACAAAAUAGUGUUGGUCCUUGCAAGUUUCAGGGAUUUCACUUGAGAGGGUUUAUUAGAGAGUUAAUAUAAAACCAUUCUACAAGCCAUACCCGUGUUGAAUGGUUCUUUGACAGGGAUAACUCUCUUAAUACAUGUUUUGAAGAUAGAAUUAGUGAGUUUCAAAUUAAAAAGAAAGAAUCAGUCUUCUCUUUUCAUAUAUGAUCUGGUUUCUUGGCAUGAGGUCCUGUUAUGAGUUUGUCAAAGCAUGAUUUGAUUUUUGUGAUUCUGAUUACCCAAAUUUUAUCUGGUUUUGUUGUGUUUUAUUAUAUAGCUUUCUAGGUGCCAAGACCUUGAACACACAGCAUUUUUUGUACAUACAUAGUUAGGGAGAGAGAAGAUAGUUAGGAAAGUGUUUUCAUUCAAAUACCGCUAGAUCGAUAGUCCCUAGGGCUCCCAUUGAUUUGGGAAGUCAUUUGUUUGUGCUGUUUAGGAUUGAGAGGGCAUCUGUAGACUAUGAAGUAUAAAUCAGGUAAAGGAACAUAGUGGCUGUGGGUAAUGAGAUGAAGUUGUUCUAUUGUGCCCUUUGGUUUCGUCCAUGAUUGGUUUGCAACUUUUCUAGGAUGAAAAACAAAAGUCUAUGUUUGGGUUGCAUAUCUCCCUAUGUUUCUUCCAUUUAGCCUUGUAAGAUGCAUAUGGCUCUUUAUGUUCUGUGGAUUGCAGGUUCACACACUAUCUGCUGAGGCAUGUUUUCAGUGUUGUGAACUCAGGAUGACAAUCCUUUCAUGUGUCUGUUUGCUUUUUUUCUGAAGCAGUUAUAAAUGGUUGUCUUUUAUUGUUCCUAACAGGUGGAUUUUUGAGAAAUCAGAGGAAAAUAGAUUAAUAAAGCAAUAUGGGAGCAAAAGAAUGCCAAAAUACUACGGGUUCUCCUAAAGUGGAGGUGGGAGAGAUAGAUACCAGGGCACCAUUUCAAUCUGUCAAAGAUGCCGUUACCCUCUUUGGUGAAGGUGCUUUCUCAGGGGAAAAACCUGCCAUCAGGAAGGCAAAACCCCAUUCUGCUGAGAGGGUAUUGGCCAAGGAGACACAGCUUCACCUGGCCCAAAAAGAAAUGAACAAGUUAAAGGAUCAAGUAAAGAAUGCUGAAACAACAAAGGCCCAAGCACUUGUAGAGCUUGAAAAGGCUAAAAGAACAGUAGAGGACCUCACUGAUAAGCUCAAAACUGUCACUGAAUCAAAGGAAUCAGCAAUUAGGGAAACAGAAGCUGCAAAGAAUCAGGCUAAGCAAAUUGAAGAAACGAGCAAUAUUGACCUUCCUGGAUCUGAUGGUACUAGGAAGCAGGACUUGGAAUCUACAAGAGAACAAUACAUGACUGUAUUUACUGAACUUGAUGCCACAAAGCAAGAACUAAGGAAAAUUCGUCAGGAGUAUGAUACUUCCUUAGAAGCAAAGCUUGCUGCCUUCAACCAAGCUGCAGCAGCUGAACAUGCUGCCAAAGCAAAUGUGGAAAAAGUCAGUGAGCUCUCCAAGGAAAUCUCAGCCCUUCAGGAAUCAAUUGGGCAAGCAAAGCUUGUGGCUCUGGAAGCACACCAAGAGCAAGCAAAAAUAUUUGCUGAAAAAGAUGUUCUGAGGCAAUCAUAUAAAGCUACCCUGGAAGCAUCAGCGAAUAAACUUCUUGUGUUGAAGAAUGAAUUUGAUCCUGAACUGGCCUGGAAUCUUGAAAAACAGCUGGCUGAAACAAUGAAUGAGAUUGGUGCUCUGCAAAAGCAAAUGGAAAAUGCCAAGGCUUCAGAUCUGGAUUCUGUGAAAACUGUCACUUCAGAGCUAGAUGGUGCGAAGGAGUUCCUACAAAAAGUAUCAGAAGAGGAAAACUCCUUGCGAAGCUUGUUGGAAUCUCUUAAGCUGGAGCUGGAGAAUGUGAAGAAGGAGCAUUCUCAACUGAAGGAGAAGGAAGCAGAAACUGAAUCCAUUGCUGGGAACUUGCAUGUCAAGCUCCGCAAAAGUAAGACUGAGCUAGAACAAGCACUUGUAGAGGAAUCCAAAGCAAAGGGUGCUUCUGAAGAGAUGAUCUCUACUCUCCACCAGCUAUCAUCAGAAGCAGAGAGUGCACGAAAAGAAGCUGAAGAGAUGAAAAGCAAAGCUGAAGAGUUGAAGAACAUAGCUGAAGCCACCAGAAUUGCAUUAGAAGAAGCUGAGAAGAAGCUGAGGGUUGCUUUGGAAGAAGUUGAGGAAGCAAAAACAGCAGAAACAAGGGCUCUAGAUCAAAUUAAGGCAUUGUCUGAGCGAACUAAUGCUGCACGUGCCUCAACUUCUGAAUCUGGUGCCAAGAUCACAAUAUCAAGGGGAGAGUGUGAGGCUUUAAGCCGGAAAGUUGAGGAGUCUGACACAUUGGCAGAAAUGAAAGUGGCAGCCGCUGUGGCUCAAAUAGAAGCUGUUAAGGCUAGUGAAAAUGAGGCUCUCAAGAGGUUAGAGGCAGCGCAAAAGGAUAUUGAGGAUAUGAGAGCUGCAACUGAGGAGGCUUCGAAGAGAGCUGAGAUGGCUGAAGCAGCCAAGAGGGCAGUGGAGGGAGAACUUCGAAGGUGGCGUGAACGAGAGCAAAAGAAGGCUGCUGAUACUGCAUCGCGGAUUCUGGCAGAAACACAGAUGGCUUCAGAAUCAUCCCCGCACCAUUAUAGGAAUCAAAAGCAGAACCCGGCAAUUCAGACAGUUAUUGAGGUUCGGAAGUUAGACAAAGAGAAGUUCUCUCUCUCUAAAAAGGCACUUUUACCUAAUCUGAGCGGUAUCUUCUAUAGAAAAAAGAACCAAAUCGAAGGUGGGUCUCCUUCUUAUCUGCCUGGAGAGAAGCCUGUUUGACAUUUGUGUUUGCCAGACUCUGAUUAUGAAUGGUUGAGAGAUACGUUUCAUGAAAUGGUUGGUUGUGUAUAAAAUUUUCUCUGGGAAAAACAAAAGCCCGAAUGUCUCUUGCUGAGUUUGAGAAGAUGAGAUAGGCGAUAAUAUGAUGAAACAAGUCAGGGAAGUGUGCCUUUUGUAUAUGACUAGUUAUUAGAUUAAUGAUCGAACAAGUUCUGCUGUAGAAAUGAGUUUGUCUUCAAGAAUGGACUUUUUUUUAA